Messenger RNA from Brassica oleracea var. oleracea, 779 nucleotides. Its product is annotated as RNA-binding protein NOB1-like. The transcript has 4 exons. The record is from RefSeq and is a predicted model, not a curated record. Gene Ontology annotation, biological process: maturation of SSU-rRNA. Lineage: Eukaryota; Viridiplantae; Streptophyta; Magnoliopsida; Brassicales; Brassicaceae. Gene Ontology annotation, molecular function: RNA endonuclease activity. Gene Ontology annotation, cellular component: preribosome, small subunit precursor. Bases 49 to 651 code for a protein of 200 amino acids.
CCAUUUGACAUCUCUAGCUGGGGAUACCUUUGAGGCAUCAUCGAUGGCAUGGCAGAUGAUGGUGGCAGCGAGCAGAGUUGGUCGUUGAGAGCCUUAUCUGAGUCAAGUGUAGCUUGUAUAACCGGUGACUAUGCAAUGCAAAAUGUUAUUAUUCAAAUGGGUUUGCGUUUGCUUGCACCCGGAGGAAUGCAAAUUCGCCAACUGAACAGGUGGGUGUUGAAAUGCCAUGCUUGCUACACAGUAACUCCUGAAAUUGGAAGAAUCUUCUGUCCCAAGUGCGGUAAUGGGGGCACUCUGCGAAAGGUAGCGGUUACAAUAGGCGAGAAUGGCACCAUCAUAGCUGCACGCAAACCUCGUGUUACACUUCGAGGGACCAAAUUUUCGAUGCCAAUGCCUAAAAGCGGAAGAGACGCAAUCACCAAGAAUCUAGUUUUAAGGGAAGAUCAACUUCCUCAAAAGUAUCUCCAUCCCAAGACCAAGAAGAAAGCAAGCAAACCGGGAGAUGAGUAUUUUAUAUCAGACGAUGUGUUCAUGCACCAUCACAGUGAUAGAAAAGCACCAUUGCAGCCUCCUGUGAGAAAAGCUAUGGCCGUUUUCAGUCAAAAACGGAACCCUAAUGACAACCAUUACUCUCGUUCUAUGCACUGUUGAUUUCUUCUACUUUUAUUUGUGCCAAUGUUUUUUUUCUCUUCACAUUUUUCUUCUUUUUGAUAGUUUCAAAACUAGGUUUGAAAAUGUUUAAUUUAACAUGUGAAUUUUGUCACACCAUCACCUGCGAA